UAUAAACUUAGCUUGAAAAAACCUUGAUUCAUUCCAAAAAUGAGAUUUGCCGUAAUUGCUUCUCUGCCAGCCCUCUUGGGACUUGCAGCUGCCCAUGUGAACACAUUUCUUGACUUGUGCCUGAAGCAUGACGUGAAGGUAUCAUGUGCGCCAGCAUGUCCCCGAAUCUGUAUGAAUAACUACCAGGUCAGAAAGUGCCGACCAGCCAAGUGUAAGCCCGGCUGUGCCUGCGCCGAGGGCUGGGUGCGGAAGGACACAAUUACUGGGCCGUGCAUUCAACGGAGCGAAUGUAAACGAUGGAUUCUAUGAAUGCUUUCAAGUGAUGGCGAAUUACAAGCCCAAAUCUGAAUAAUUCUCUGUUGACUAGUUUGCUAUUUCAAAUAUAAAAGAUUGCAAGUUAAGCAACAAAAUGCUCUUUUGUACCCUGAACUUGUUGCAAAUAUAUAAAAAGAGUUUAAA
Drosophila grimshawi is the source of this 459-nucleotide messenger RNA. Its product is annotated as venom peptide CtAPI. Lineage: Eukaryota; Metazoa; Arthropoda; Insecta; Diptera; Drosophilidae. The transcript is spliced from 2 exons. The record is from RefSeq and is a predicted model, not a curated record. The coding region runs from base 40 to 309 and encodes 89 amino acids.